Messenger RNA from Helicoverpa armigera (cotton bollworm), 2296 nucleotides. It is a transcript of the gene SelT, whose product is annotated as thioredoxin reductase-like selenoprotein T homolog CG3887. Gene Ontology annotation, biological process: cell redox homeostasis. The coding region runs from base 148 to 768 and encodes 206 amino acids. NCBI's taxonomy places the organism in Eukaryota, Metazoa, Arthropoda, Insecta, Lepidoptera, Noctuidae. Gene Ontology annotation, molecular function: thioredoxin-disulfide reductase (NADPH) activity. The transcript has 3 exons. Gene Ontology annotation, cellular component: endoplasmic reticulum membrane. The record is from RefSeq and is a predicted model, not a curated record.
CGUGUGAUGAUUUUAUGAAUCAGUGUUUUAUUUGACUGAACAGUAAUUAAAAAUACAAUUUCUUAUUGUACAACGCAGUGUUAAUGUGAAUAAUUGUUGUUUAACAAUAAUAUUGAAGUAGAACCUAGAAGAAUUUGUGAGAAUACGAUGAUAAUGUCUUUGUCGUCUAAUUACUAUAUUUCCUUAAGUUUUCUUACUGUAGUUAUUACAUGUAUUAUUUUAUCCAGCAAUAAUUAUGCGCAAGCUAGUGAAAAUGAUGCCGAAAGCAUUACUAAAAUUGGUCAAGGUGUUGGUCACAUUAUGAACAUAUAUUACUGUUAUUCAUGCGGAUACAGAAAAGUAUUUGAAGACUAUGCAGGAAUAAUACAACAAAAAUAUCCAGAAAUAUCUGUCAUUGGUGCAAACUAUGACCCCCCUGGUCUAAAUAUGUAUUUAUCCAGAUUGAUUGGUUUUGGAAAGAUGAUACUGAUCAUGUGUAUACUGAGUGGGGUGAACAUAUUUGCCUGGCUCAACAAACCACAGCCUGCAUGGUGGAGCUGGUGCCUUGAGAACAAACUGUAUGCAUGCAUGAUGAUGUUUUUCUUAGCUAAUAUGAUUGAAGGUCAGCUAGUAUCUUCUGGUGCAUUUGAAAUAUCUCUCAACAACAUUCCACUGUGGUCAAAGUUGGAGACAGGAAGAAUUCCUCAGCCCCCAGAGUUGUUUCAAAUAAUUGACAAUACUUUGCAGUUUUCGAAAAUGGACCUGCCAAAUAAUAACUUUGUGCAGUAAUAAUAUUAUUUUGAAUAUUUGCAUAUUGUUGAUGAAAGGGACUGAGGUUUUUAAGAUUAAUAGGGUGAAAUGGUAUAGUUAAAAAAAAACAAAUUUGAUGUAAUAGGAAGCAUUGAAAACCAUGUAUUAGCAUUAAAGGUAAACAAUGUUCUGAGAAAAUACAAAACCUUUAAGUUGGUCGUAAAGUUUAGACUUGGAUUUCUUUUCUAUUUGUGCACCUUAAUUUAAUUAAAAUACAUUAGUUUUCAUAUGUCCUUCUACCACCCUUCACUUUCUAUAAGCAUUUCUUUCACAAAGCAAAUUCCAAAUAUCAAGUUGAUUCCUAUGCUCAAGAAAACAGUUACAUGCUGGCCAAAAAAUACCAAAUGCAAGUCAUACUCACACUUGGCGUAAUCAUUAAUUUAUUGAAUUCUGACAGACAUAGCAACGGCUUAAAAUACUGUUGGUACACUUCAGGUACCUUAUGGAUUUUAAUUCUGAUCAUAUCCUAUUUAAAGUCUUGUGUCAAAUUCUUUAGUAGCUUAAAUCUAUGCUUUUAGUUCUACCUAUCUAUGGACAUACUAUGACAUCAUAAACUCAAAAAUUAUAAAGAAACUAUUUCUUGAAUAUGAUAUGAUAUAGAAUUUUCUGCACCAUGUGGAGAGCAUAUUUCAGUCAUUUUUUUUUUUUUUAUUAAUUUUGACUUAUUGGAAACAAAAACGAUUUCACUACAUGCAUUUGCCACUGUGCUGUGAUCUGUAAUGUCUGCAUCUUUAUAUAAUGCUAAACUAUUACUGUUUAUCUGUUAGCGAUCAAAGAUUGUAUAGCUACUAAACAAUUUGCUAGUCGUAAUCGUAAUUUUAUGAAAGUAUAGUUACUAGUUGUUUUCACGAAAAACUGUAUUUGCUCAUUCAAGUAGAAAUAUGACUGUACAGUUGUUGAUUGUUGAUUCAAUUACUCACAGUACAAUAACGUAUUAUUAUCCUUUCGUAAAUAUUUAUUUUUGUGGAUACAUCAUGUUUAUUACUUUUCAGAAAUAUUUCUUGUAUCCAUUUUAUGGGGUUCGUAUAACUUCUAUUUACUGGGCUAGGUGUACCAUAGUUAGUUUAAUGCCAUUUUGAAGAUACCAAUUGACCAGUUUUAUAAUCACUGGCAUUAUGUAAGAAGGUGGUAACAUUACCUACCUAAUAGAAAAAAAAUCGUGUUCUGUGUAAUUCUUAAAGUUAACUAAAACUUUACAGUGUAACUUUUGGUUUUUGAUUAAAUAGUGUAAACACAUAUGUAUAUGCAUGUCAGAGAAAGGAUGUGCAUUUAAAAUAUGUGAGUUAUUGAUGAGUUAAUUGACGUUCCUGAGCUUUAUUACUGGUUCAUACGGUAAUAGAAAUACUGUCCAGAAUUGGAAUAAAGAUUCAUACAUCAUGGGUGAUACAGUGCAUUUUUAUUUAAAUAUCUAGUCAGAAUGAUAAUUUUCUGUAAUGAUCAAGUUAAAUAAAGAAAACAUGUUCUUACUUUGUGAACCCUAUUUAAUUGAAUAAAACUUAGAUAAAUA